Boleophthalmus pectinirostris (great blue-spotted mudskipper) is the source of this 2536-nucleotide messenger RNA. RefSeq names its product deoxyhypusine synthase-like. Gene Ontology annotation, biological process: peptidyl-hypusine biosynthetic process. Gene Ontology annotation, molecular function: deoxyhypusine synthase activity. The transcript is spliced from 10 exons. NCBI's taxonomy places the organism in Eukaryota, Metazoa, Chordata, Actinopteri, Gobiiformes, Gobiidae. Bases 715 to 1803 code for a protein of 362 amino acids. Gene Ontology annotation, cellular component: cytoplasm. The record is from RefSeq and is a predicted model, not a curated record.
UAUAUAUAUAAAUAUAUAUAUAUAUACACAUAUAUCAUAUUCUAUGUUUUUACCUGUUAGGUCCGUUAAGGACAGAUCCUCAUUUACCAUGAUGACCUGGUUUGCACUAAGUUCUGCAUAGGAACUGUAGAGGGAAACUUUUUGAUGUCUCUACAUUGUCCCUUCAAAUAAAGACUAAACUAAACUAUAUUCCACAAGCUUAAACAGAGUUUUCUUUACUUCUUGGGAAAAUGAUGGAAACUUGUUUAAAGUAACUAGUUUGUGUAGAGCAGAAUUUCCUAAAGUUAGUGUUGUGGUAGAGUCUACAAUUUGGUGCUGCUGUGUAUUCAAAAAAUAAUAUUUCUUCAUAAAUUUCUAACAAAUGGUUACAACAAAAAUGACGCAAAGCAAGAGCAAAUAUUGAAAAAUUGUAGCCUAGUUACAUUUCAAAGUAAAAGUUUAAGAGCACUACUAGAGACGGGAGACUAACAGUCCACUACUUCACUAACAUAGCAUUGCCAAAAGUAUGUAAAAUAAUCUGCUACUGUUCAAGGAGAAACAGGAAAAGCAGAACAUGCAGGCUGCACUGGAUUCUGCAUAUUCUGCUCAUUAACUAUUUAAACCUAGGUUGAUAAGGUUGCCUGCUCUAUACUCUGUGGGGAACUGACAGAGCAACAUCCCGAGGACAGACAAUUCUAGGACAGCUGCUUACUGUACGCCAGAUUUUCAAACAACAUGGCUCUUCAUAAUCAUGAUCAUGGUGAUGUGUACCGUGAGUGUGACCCUGUCCCAGAGGAGACCCCUCAGAUCAGAGGCUAUGACUUUAACCUGGGAGUGGACCACAAAGCCCUACUCCAGUCUUACUACAACACAGGCUUCCAGGCCACACACUUUGGUCUGGCGGUCAAUGAGAUCAACAACAUGAUAAAGAAGAGGAAAGAGCCCGUGAAGAGAGAGAAUGGACGAGUAGAAGAAGACCCCUCAGCCUGCCCCUGUCUGAGGAGCUGCACCAUCUUCCUGAGCUACACCUCCAACCUGAUCAGCAGUGGCAUCAGAGAAACUAUUCGCUACCUCGUGCAGCACCGAAUGGUGGAUAUCCUUGUGACCACAGCAGGAGGAGUCGAGGAAGACCUUAUCAAAUGUCUUGCCCCUGUUUAUCUGGGAGAUUUCAGAGCACCUGGCGUAGAGCUGUACAAGAGGGGCUUAAACAGGACUGGGAACACCCUGAUGCCUGAAUAUAACUAUCAAAAGUUUGAGGAGUGGAUUGUGCCUGUUCUUAAUCAGAUGUUGUUAGAGCAGAAUAGUCUGGGAAUUAACUGGACACCCUCAAAGAUGAUUCAUCGUCUAGGCAAAGAAAUCAAUCAUCCAGACUCAGUGUAUUAUUGGGCCUACAGGAAUAGCAUUCCUGUGUUUAGUCCCGCUCUGACAGAUGGUGCUAUUGGAGACAUGUGUUACCUGUUCUCCAAAAAAAAUCCAGGCCUUAAUUUGGACAUAAUUGAAGAUUUUACUAGACUAAACAACCUUUCUGUGGCUGCCAAUAGCACAGGUAUCAUUGCUCUUGGGGGAGGAGUUGCAAAACACCACAUAUUAAACGCUAAUGCUUGGAGAGAUGGAGCGGACUAUGCCGUUUAUGUGAACACAGCACAGGAGUUUGACGGCUGUGAUUCAGGGGCAGCUCCUGAUGAGGCUGUGUCCUGGGGAAAAAUCAGCCCAAAUGCCAAACCGGUCAAGAUAUGUGCUGAUGCCACCCUCGUAUUUCCCUUGUUAGUUGCAGAGACAUUUGCAGUCCAAGACAAGACAGCAGAUUUAGUUGUUAAUUUGUAAAACUAAUCUUAAUGCUAAACGUUUGCAGACUUGACAGACCAACCAACCUCUUCUAUAGUUCGCUGUUUACCUCUUCCUAUCAGCCAUAAUAUUAUGAUCACCGACUGGGCAUCUGGAUUAUUUUAUCAUAGCAUUGCAGAAGACAAGAACAUUUUGUCCUCAAACCAGUUUAACCAAGGCCAUAUCUCAAUGGCUAUAAGACUGGUCAAGAGCAUGUUUAUCACAAUGGGAAGUGGAGCAGAAGAGGUCUGUUGUGGCUCAAACUGCUCCAUAUCUCUGUAUUACCAAGAAAAAGGCUGUUAUGAUGGAUAUUAGUUAGGGAUAGACUACAUUGCUUCAUUGCUUUUUAGUUCAUGCAGGAAAAUCUUGUGUUUUUUUUCAAAAGUCUUUCAGCCAAACGUUAUUCUACCAGCUUGCCCCACAAGUUGGACUAACACUGCCAAACGCAUGAACACAUACAGAUAAGGGCUGUGUUGUAUUUUAGCCAUUCUCAUAUGCAGCUUUUUGUCUUAAGUUGUUACUAAAUUAGACAAUAUAAAUUGACAUUAGGUGUUUUGAUGGUGAACUAGGGCAAGUAGGGGUAAUGAGUAUAUAUUGUGCUAUUCAGAUUUUAUACUAAUAAUGAAUAAUCUUUUGUUAUUUCAUAUUUGUAACUGAUAAUGAUAGCCUGUUAUUUAUGAUAAUGUUAUUUGGAGCCAAUACAAUACAAAUACAGGGUUCUUGCUAUAUUUAA